AUGAAGGUCCUUCUUAUUCUCUACGAUGCCGGCUCCCACGCCAAGGACGAGCCCAAGCUGCUUGGAUGCACCGAGAACGAGCUUGGUAUUCGAGACUGGCUCGAGUCGCAGGGCCACACUCUCGUCACCACCUCUUCCAAGGACGGUGCCGACUCUGUGCUUGACAAGGAGAUUGUUGACGCUGAUGUAGUCAUCACCACCCCGUUCCACCCCGGCUACAUCAACAAGGAGCGAAUUGACAAGGCCAAGAAGCUCAAGAUCUGCAUCACCGCCGGUGUCGGCUCCGACCACGUGGACCUCGAUGCUGCCAACGCCCGAAACAUUGCCGUUCUCGAGGUCACCGGCUCGAACGUCCAGUCCGUCGCUGAGCAUGUUGUCAUGACCAUGCUGGUGCUGGUCCGAAACUUUGUCCCUGCCCACGAGCAGAUUAUUUCUGGCGGCUGGGACGUUGCUGCGGUUGCCAAGGACUCUUACGAUCUCGAGGGCAAGGUCAUCGGUACCGUUGGAGGCGGUCGAAUCGGCCAGCGAGUGCUCAAGCGAUGCAAGCCCUUUGACCCCAUGGAGAUGCUCUACUACGACUACCAGGCUAUGCCAGCUGAUGUGGAGAAUGAGAUUGGAUGCCGACGAGUCGAGUCUCUGGAGGAGAUGCUCUCUCUCUGUGACGUUGUAACCAUCAACUGUCCUCUCCAUGCCUCCACCAAGGGUCUCUUCAACAAGGAGCUCAUUUCCCACAUGAAGGACGGCGCUUGGCUCGUCAACACUGCUCGAGGAGCCAUCUGCGUCACCGAGGACAUUGUCGACGCUCUCGAGUCCGGCAAGAUCCGAGGCUACGGUGGUGACGUCUGGUUCCCCCAGCCUGCCCCCAAGGACCACCCCUGGAGAACCAUGCGAAACAAGUACGGCGGUGGAAACGCCAUGACUCCCCAUAUCUCCGGUACUUCCAUCGACGCCCAGGGCCGAUACGCUGAGGGUACCAAGAAGAUUCUUGAGGUCUUUUUCUCUGGCAAGCAGGAUUACCGCCCCCAGGACAUUAUCUGCAUCAACGGUCACUACGGUACCAAGGCUUACGGUGACGACAAGGAGCACAAGGCCCACGUUUCCAAGUAG
Molecule: messenger RNA, 1107 nt
Organism: Yarrowia lipolytica CLIB122
Lineage: Eukaryota; Fungi; Ascomycota; Dipodascomycetes; Dipodascales
Cellular component (GO): cytosol
Molecular function (GO): formate dehydrogenase (NAD+) activity; oxidoreductase activity, acting on the CH-OH group of donors, NAD or NADP as acceptor; NAD binding
Source: RefSeq, a predicted model, not a curated record